Molecule: messenger RNA, 5949 nt
Organism: Closterium sp. NIES-65
Lineage: Eukaryota; Viridiplantae; Streptophyta; Zygnematophyceae; Desmidiales; Closteriaceae
Source: the annotation of a GenBank genome assembly
AUGCUCUCUGUUGCUCGCAUCUCAUAUUGCACGCUCUCUGUUGCUCGUAUCUCAUAUUGCACGCUCUCUGUUGCUCGUAUCUCAUAUUGCACGCUCUCUGUUGCUCGCAUCUCAUAUUGCACGCUCUCUGUUGCUCGCAUCUCAUAUUGCACGCUCUCUGUUGCUCGCAUCUCAUAUUGCACGCUCUCUGUUGCUCGCAUCUCAUAUUGCACGCUCUCUGUUGCUCGCAUCUCAUAUUGCACGCUCUCUGUUGCUCGCAUCUCAUAUUGCACGCUCUCUGUUGCUCGCAUCUCAUAUUGCACGCUCUCUGUUGCUCGCAUCUCAUAUUGCACGCUCUCUGUUGCUCGCAUCUCAUAUUGCACGCUCUCUGUUGCUCGCAUCUCAUAUUGCACGCUCUCUGUUGCUCGUAUCUCAUAUUGCACGCUCUCUGUUGCUCGCAUCUCCUAUUGCACGCUCUCUGUUGCUCGCAUCUCAUAUUGCACGCUCUCUGUUGCUCGCAUCUCAUAUUGCACGCUCUCUGUUGCUCGCAUCUCAUAUUGCACGCUCUCUGUUGCUCGCAUCUCAUAUUGCACGCUCUCUGUUGCUCGCAUCUCAUAUUGCACGCUCUCUGUUGCUCGCAUCUCAUAUUGCACGCUUUCUGUUGCUCGCAUCUCAUAUUGCACGCUCUCUGUUGCUCGCAUCUCAUAUUGCACGCUCUCUGUUGCUCGCAUCUCAUAUUGCACGCUCUCUGUUGCUCGCAUCUCAUAUUGCACGCUCUCUGUUGCUCGCAUCUCAUAUUGCACGCUCUCUGUUGCUCGCAUCUCAUAUUGCACGCUCUCUGUUGCUCGCAUCUCAUAUUGCACGCUCUCUGUUGCUCGCAUCUCAUAUUGCACGCUCUCUGUUGCUCGCAUCUCAUAUUGCACGCUCUCUGUUGCUCGCAUCUCAUAUUGCACGCUCUCUGUUGCUCGCAUCUCAUAUUGCACGCUCUCUGUUGCUCGCAUCUCAUAUUGCACGCUCUCUGUUGCUCGCAUCUCAUAUUGCACGCUCUCUGUUGCUCGCAUCUCAUAUUGCACGCUCUCUGUUGCUCGCAUCUCAUAUUGCACGCUCUCUGUUGCUCGCAUCUCAUAUUGCACGCUCUCUGUUGCUCGCAUCUCAUAUUGCACGCUCUCUGUUGCUCGCAUCUCAUAUUGCACGCUCUCUGUUGCUCGCAUCUCAUAUUGCACGCUCUCUGUUGCUCGCAUCUCAUAUUGCACGCUCUCUGUUGCUCGCAUCUCAUAUUGCACGCUCUCUGUUGCUCGCAUCUCAUAUUGCACGCUCUCUGUUGCUCGCAUCUCAUAUUGCACGCUCUCUGUUGCUCGUAUCUCAUAUUGCACGCUCUCUGUUGCUCGCAUCUCAUAUUGCACGCUCUCUGUUGCUCGCAUCUCAUAUUGCACGCUCUCUGUUGCUCGCAUCUCAUAUUGCACGCUCUCUGUUGCUCGCAUCUCAUAUUGCACGCUCUCUGUUGCUCGCAUCUCAUAUUGCACGCUCUCUGUUGCUCGCAUCUCAUAUUGCACGCUCUCUGUUGCUCGCAUCUCAUAUUGCACGCUCUCUGUUGCUCGCAUCUCGUAUUGCACGCUCUCUGUUGCUCGCAUCUCAUAUUGCACGCUCUCUGUUGCUCGCAUCUCAUAUUGCACGCUCUCUGUUGCUCGUAUCUCAUAUUGCACGCUCUCUGUUGCUCGCAUCUCAUAUUGCACGCUCUCUGUUGCUCGCAUCUCAUAUUGCACGCUCUCUGUUGCUCGCAUCUCAUAUUGCACGCUCUCUGUUGCUCGCAUCUCAUAUUGCACGCUCUCUGUUGCUCGCAUCUCAUAUUGCACGCUCUCUGUUGCUCGCAUCUCAUAUUGCACGCUCUCUGUUGCUCGCAUCUCAUAUUGCACGCUCUCUGUUGCUCGCAUCUCAUAUUGCAUGCUCGCUGUUGCUCGCAUCUCAUAUUGCACGCUCUCUGUUGCUCGCAUCUCAUAUUGCACGCUCUCUGUUGCUCGCAUCUCAUAUUGCACGCUCUCUCCCGUGACUCAGGAGUUCCCAGAUUCCGCCGAUCUCUUCCCGCUGCCCGCUGACCACGCUCACACGCUGGGCGAUGGGGACAUGGACAAUAACGCAUCUGCUUCUAUGGGGGAUAAGGACAAUAACGCAGCUGGAUCUAUGGGAGACAAGGACAAUAACGCAGAUGCUUCUAUGGAGGACACGGGCAACAAUACAGCUGCUUCUACUGGGAAUGAGGAGGAUGCUGCUGAGCAGAAUGGGGGCGAGGAGGGGAAGGUGGUUAAGGACAGUGGUGAAGCAGAUUCUAAUGGGAACGUGGGAUUUGCAGAGAAACAGGGCAAUGCAGCAGCUGGUAACGGGGAAGAGGGCGGUGGGGCAGGCGAAGAGGGGGCUAGAGAGGGACACGUGGGAAGGGAAGGCGAGGGAGGGGUGGGGGAAGUGAGAGAUGGGGGGCGAGAGGCCACGCGAAUGGAAAAGGAGCUAAGUAAUGAGUGUGCUCGAGUGGGUGGGGGUGGAGAGGAAGUGGGCCCGAGGGAGGAGAUGAGUGGAGGGAAGGAAGGGGAGGGGGGCGAUGGAACAGAGAUGCGGAGUGGAGAGGUGCGGGCAUCAAGCAUGGAGAUGGAAAGAGGAGGUGAAGGUGACAGUGGCCGACAGAUGGGACACGAGGCAGGGAGGGUUGAGGAAGGAGGGGCAGGGGUAGGGGAGGGAGAGGAGGAAGAGGCAGAUGGGGAGGAGGAGGGCGGAGGGGGAGUGGAGCUGGCUGUGGGAGACAAGGAGGGGCAGGAGGGAGGCGAGAGGAAGGAGACGGAGGAUGGAAGGGAGGUGACUGAGGUGGAAGGGACAGAACGGACUGAGGGGAGGAAGCAGGCGGAGGAAGUGAGGGAGGAGUCGGAGGAGGUGAGGGGGCGGAGAAGAGAAGCCACUGAGGAGGAGGAAGAGGGGGGCGCAGUGCAAGCUGAGGCCUUGGCUCAGUACGGCAGCCUUGACUCAAAACCUGGAGCUCACCUUCAAGGGGAAGAAGAAGCAGGCAGCCCUGUGAUCCAGGAGGUGGAGGAGGAGAAGGAACGCGAGCAGGCGAGCAGGGAUGCUGAGGGGAAGGAGGAUGGGCAGGGGGGAGGAAAUGAUGUGGAGGAUGGGCAGGGAGGAGGGGACGAUGUGGAGAUGGCAGAUGGGGCUGUGAAGCCAACGUUUGAGGCGUGGCUGCCUGGGGAUGGGGCGGAGGAGGGCUCGUAUGAGACGCAACAGACAAAGGACGUGAGGCAUGUGGGCGCGGAUGACUCUGCUGCAGCCCUUGCGGAUGUGUCUGGAGCUCCCUCCGAUGUCCCCAUGGCUUUGGAUGGUGAUGCAGGCAAAGAAGGGGAGGUGGAGGGAGCGAUGGAGGUGGAGGGAGAAAAGGAGGUGGAGGGAGAGGGAGAGGAGGAGGUGCAGGGAGAAGGGGAGGUGGGGAAUGCGACAGCAAAAGAACGUGGGCAGGAGGUGGAGGAGAAGAGGAGGGCGGAGAGGGUGGGGGGUAUAAGUUCAGUCUACGGCACUUUCACUCGCUUUGCCAAGAGCCUCUUUUCUGGUGGCUCCAGUGUCGACGCUGGGGGUGGCAUUGGUGGUGGCAAGGGCGACAGUGGUGGUGGUGGUGGUGCAGGUGGCCAUGAAUCACAGGAAGACAGAGGAGAGAGGGACGGGGAUGUUCCUGCUGCUGCUGCUGCUGCUGCUGCUGCUGCUGCUGCUGCCUCCACAGGGGCUGAUGUUGCUACAGCCACUGCUGAUACUGCUGCUACUGCUGCUACUACUGCUGCUACUACUGCUACUACUGCUGAAGCUGUUGCUGUUGCUGACGAGGAGACGCAGGACGCAGAGGGGUUGGUGCUAGUGCCAGAGGAAGAGGAAUCGCGUAAGGCACAGGAGGAGGACGUGCAGUGGAGAGAGGCAUAUGACAGCCAGGAGACACAUGGAGAUGAAGUGCAGGAGACGUCUGUUGAGAAGCUGACUUCUGAGUUGACUCAAAAGUCAGAGGGGAUGGCGCUCGGGGAAGAGGAGGCGGAAUUGCUGAGGACACAGGAGGAGAAAAACGUGCAGUGGACAGAGGCAUAUGACACCCAGGAGACACAUGGAGCUGAAGUGCAGGAGAUUUCUGUUGAUAGAUCCCAAGAUACGGCUGCAACAACAGGGCAUUAUGAAGAGUCUCCUGCAGCAUCCGAGCAUUCUCAAAAAUCGCCCGCAGCAACCCAGGAGAGAGAUGGCGUUGCAGCCCAGGAGAUGCAGGAGGAGGAGGAAGGGCAUGAGGAGCAGGCAGAGGAGGCAAACGAGGCGGACACAGAACAAGGGAAUGAGGCGGGCUCAGAGGAAGCGGAGGUGGUGGUUGGUGUGGGAGGGGUUCCAGAGAUAGCUGAGGGGGAGCGGGAGAAGGAGAAGGAGGAGGAGGAGGGAGUGGAGGCGGAUGAGGAAGGGGAGAGGUUGUUGGUGGGCCGUGAGCGUGGGGUGGAUCUAGGAGGAGGGGGGGGGGAGAGAAGUGCAGGUGAGGAGGAGGAGACGGAUUUAGUGGUGGAGGUGGGGGGGACGGGAGGGGGAGUGAGAAUGGAUGUGGGGGGGAUGGGAGGUGGGGCAACAGGGGUGGUGGGUGGGGGGGAACAAGAGGUAGCCAGAGUAGCAGUUGAGGGGGGAUGGGUGAGAGAGCAGGUAGGAGUAAUUGGGAAGAGGCGGAGGGAAGAGAAGGGCGCAGGGGAGGACAGGCAGACAGGAAAGACAGGCUUGCCUGUCCUUGGCCGUGGUAGUGGCAGUGCACGUGGCGGCGAGGGGAGCUCUUUUGAGGUACGUGAGAAGCAGGGGGGCGUGGCUGGUGCUGGCAGUGGUGCCCGUGCGGGGAGUGAGACGCAGUACGAGGCGGUGGUUCCUGAAGACAGGACGGAAGCAAGGGGCGGAGAGGGAGCACAAGGAGUGACAGAAUCUGAGGAGCGGGGGACAAGGGGAGGGAAGAACAGAGGAACAGGAGAGGCUGGAGCGAAGGAGGCAGGAAAAAGAGCAUCGGCUGCGAAAGGUUCAGCGGCUUUACAGCGCAGCAAGCAAAUCUCAAAGAUUGACAUGUCAGCGAGAGUGGCAGUGGAUGUGCCGGGAGUAACCGCUGCAGCUGCUGACACGAUCGCCGAGGCACUAGCUUCCAAAAUGGCCGGCGAGGUGGCAGCAGCCAUUGCUGCAGGGCUUGAUGGAUCCAACAAAAGGCCAGGUUCUGCCGUCCAGGAUCAGAGCAGGGUGAAGGAAAAGAACAGGAGGCACAGUCAGGAGAAGGAUGGGAAGGAUGGGAGUUAUGGGAAGGACGUUCCCAAGGAUGGAGAUGUACUCUUCAGGUCGUCCCGAUGCGCAGUGGUGCCGGGAUUGGGUGAGGGCUCAGUGGCGGAAGAGCUGGAGUUUGAAGUGGUGGUGGUUGGGCGGAGGAGGAAGAGCACUGGGAGCCCUGCUGACACACCCACAGCAACUCCAGGGGAAGGCAUGGGCUGUGCUGAUGAUGCUGAGGAGGGUGGUUUACAGGAAAGGCCGCAGGUUGCAAGUGAGGGAAGAAAGCGAGCACGUGGGCUGAAGCAUGAAGGGAGGAGUAGGCGCAAGGAAGGGACGACUGAGGAACCAGCGUUAGGUGAACCAGUGUCAGGAGGUGGCGCCAUGGAUACCAGGAGAGCCUCCACUGGUGGUUCCAAGGCUAGAGUUUCGCCUGUCACGCCAAAUGUUCCAGUUGCCAGCUCUGCUCCUGCUUCUGCGCCUCCACCAAUCAGGAAGAAGUGGUGGCAGCAUUUGUACGAAUCACCUGAUGGUCGAGGAACGGGCAGGCGGGAUAGCACAGGAGCGGUGUCUCGGAUGAAUGAUGCUCCAGAGAUUGAUCCAUCGUGGGACCUUUUAGAUGUAUUGAUGAAUGCAGGGGUAUCCCUACCACUGCCAUCACGAAGGAAUCGGCAACGCACACAGUUUUGA